Molecule: messenger RNA, 2178 nt
Organism: Pelmatolapia mariae (spotted tilapia)
Lineage: Eukaryota; Metazoa; Chordata; Actinopteri; Cichliformes; Cichlidae
Gene: gtpbp10
Product: GTP-binding protein 10 (putative)
Exons: 10
Coding region: 85-1197 (370 amino acids)
Cellular component (GO): mitochondrion
Molecular function (GO): magnesium ion binding; GTP binding; GTPase activity
Source: RefSeq, a predicted model, not a curated record
UCCCCGAUCCAAACACAUGUACGUAUGCUAGCAGUUAGCUUUGGCGAAAAUACUUCUUAAGAGUGGCAAUAAGUGCCACUGAAGAUGGUUCACAUCACUAGGAUCUGCUUACGGAAGUAUGGAAACUUUGUUGACAAUCUGCGGCUGUACGUCCGUGGAGGCAGUGGAGGAAUGGGUUUACCCCGCCUUGGAGGACAAGGAGGGAAAGGGGGAGAUGUUUGGGUGGUGGCAACGAAGAACAUGACCUUAAAAAGGAUAAAGGACAAAUUCCCACAAAAACGUUUUGUAGCGGACGCAGGAGCCAACAGCGGCGUUCGAGCUAUGAAAGGAGAAAGAGGGGCAGACAAGGAGAUCCUUGCUCCUGUUGGUAUCACCGUCACCACUGAUGAGGGCAGAACACUCGGUGACUUGAACUUGGAGGGCGAUCGUGUGAUGGUGGCAAAAGGAGGAUCAGGAGGCUCGCUGUACUCUGCGUUUCAGCCCAGUAAAGGCGAGGCUAAACACAUCAGACUGGACCUCAAGCUUAUAGCAGACAUGGGCCUUGUGGGGUUCCCGAAUGCAGGAAAGUCCUCUCUGCUGACAGCCUUGUCUAACGCCACACCUCAGAUUGCCAGCUAUGCUUUCACAACCUUGAAACCAGAGAUUGGCAAACUGAUAUAUGAUGAUUAUAAGCAGAUUUCUGUUGCUGAUCUCCCUGGCUUGAUUGAGGGAGCUCACAUGAACAAAGGCAUGGGCCACAAAUUUCUGAAACACGUGGAGAGGACCAAGCAGCUGUUAUUUGUGGUCGAUGUUUGUGGUUUUCAGCUGGCAAGUAAAACACCGUUUAGGUCAGCCUUCGAAGCUGUGCAGCUUCUAACCAAGGAAUUGGAGUUGUAUAAAGAGGAGCUGUUGUCAAAGCCUGCAUUACUGGUGGUGAAUAAGAUGGACCUGCCUGAUGCUGAGGACAAGCUAGCAGAGCUGAAGGAGCAACUACAAAACCCAGAAGAGUUCUCUGAUCUGCUCCCUGAAGAUAUGAUACCACAGAACUAUUUGACCUUCAGACACGUGGUUCCCGUUUCUGCAAUCACCGGGUUUGGCAUCAGCCACCUUAAGAGCUGCAUUCGACAGUCCCUCGAUGAAGACGCAGCCUUAGAAGUUAAAGCCACUCAUCGAGAAAAGCUGCAAGCACUGAGGAAGCCGUCACAAGGACGUGCGUGAGUAACGUAGAUGACAUCAAGCAUCAUCACGCAGGACUUUGCAGAUAAACAUCCUCUACCACGAAGCUCCUGGGAGAGCAAAACCACUUCAAUUUAUAGAAGUGAUGGAGGUCUCUGCUUGGAGAUGAUCAAAUUCUCACUGACUGAUGCAAACGCCAUCUUUAUUUAUUUAAAAGUGAUGUGUUGUAUAAGACUGAUAAAACUUUGUGAAUAUCAUAGAAAUUCACAGGCUGGUGCAUAAAAGGAUUAUAGUCAAGAUGACUAAAUUAAAUGAUAAAUACAAUAUAUUCAGUUUCAUCCAGUUUCUCACUACGAUUUAAAAUGUUUUUAUUAUUAUUGAUUUACGUUUUGUGCAUACUCAGCUGCAUCGUCUGUUUCACUUUAAAUGGGGCAUAAUCUACAAUUCAAACAACAUGCAGUGUUGCAGAAAACUUGAAACCAGCGAUUUAGACCAUAAACUUAUUAGGAACAUGUUAACUGAGAUAGUUUGUUUCGCUGUAGGCUUAUAUAGAGUCUGAUUUAAUUUGCAACCAAGCAGGAACCUCAGUAAUGACCAAUUGAAGCUGGCUCCAGCAGUGAGUCAGUCGUCACAGACUCCCAUGUUAAAAUGCUCAACAGCAGUAAUACAUCCUGAUGCAAAAAUGGGUUUUGUCCCCAUUGUUUCCCCCUUCAAAGCAAUUCCAGUGGGGGUGAAUCUUUGCUAUAACUAAACAGUUUCAAUGCUGAUAAGACCUAAAGGUAAGAGUUUGGUUGCUUUGCUUGGCAGGUGUACCGACACAGGUAACCCGUUGCUUUCCACUUGGCCUCAUUUCCGCUAAUUUGAGUGACUGAACUGGAUCUUCUGACUGUUUUUCGAUCAGUCAUAUGGUUUGCUGUGAGGUACAGCCUGGGCUAAGGGUUCACUCAACUUUUUGACAGGGGGAAAUUUUAGUUUUUAUAAGGAUGCGAGUUAAAAUUAGCAAAUAAACUUGAAGCAAAUUUG